Messenger RNA from Exophiala dermatitidis NIH/UT8656, 3024 nucleotides. RefSeq names its product ATP-binding protein. NCBI's taxonomy places the organism in Eukaryota, Fungi, Ascomycota, Eurotiomycetes, Chaetothyriales, Herpotrichiellaceae. The coding region runs from base 226 to 1233 and encodes 335 amino acids. Gene Ontology annotation, biological process: iron-sulfur cluster assembly; mitochondrial respiratory chain complex I assembly. Gene Ontology annotation, cellular component: mitochondrion. Gene Ontology annotation, molecular function: ATP-dependent FeS chaperone activity; 4 iron, 4 sulfur cluster binding; ATP binding. The record is from RefSeq and is a predicted model, not a curated record. The transcript is spliced from 3 exons.
ACAGACACCAAGGGGCUACAUACGUGACUUGUGCCCCGGAAUGACAUAAUCACUUUCGACUUCAACUUCCGGUGUUCAAGUUUCUCCGCAGCUUUUUGUUUCUCCGAACUCGCGAACACCUCAGUUGUCAUAGCCUUAUGAUAUAAGAGAUGGACCGGCAGAUUGUCUAACAGGACGGCGUAUUAUCUAUCUCCUCUCCUAACGAGCGAGCUUCGCUUCGGGACUAUGCGCAAGUGCUUCAGCACAUGCGCGAGAGUCUUGAGCCAUGAGAAUCCACUAGGUCUACCACGCUCUCCCCCGCCCUCGUCUCGGACGACAAAAGGACCUCCUCCACCUCUUCCCCGACUCCAACGUGGCCUGCCCCAAAAGCGCAAAAUACGCAAUGUCUCACACACGAUCGCCGUCUCAAGCGCCAAAGGCGGCGUAGGCAAAUCAACACUCGCAGUAAACCUAGCACUGUCAUUCUCCCGCCGCGGCCUCCGAACAGGCAUCCUAGACACAGACAUUUUCGGGCCCUCGAUCCCAACCCUCCUCGGGCUCAGCGAUGCAGGCGAGCCAAAGUUGACAGGUUCAAACAUGCUGGUCCCAUUGACGAGUUAUGGAAUCCAAAGCAUGAGCAUGGGAUACCUGUUGCCAAGCGAGUCGGCGCCCGUGGCCUGGCGAGGACUGAUGGUCAUGAAAGCGUUGCAGCAGCUAUUGCACGAGGUGGACUGGAGCGCUGCCACGGCAGGAUCGGGUCUGGACUUGCUCGUGCUCGACAUGCCUCCGGGAACGGGUGAUGUCCAGCUGACGAUCGGGCAGCAGGUCGAGCUUGAUGGCGCUGUCGUCGUUUCCACCCCGCAGGACAUUGCACUCAAGGAUGCAGUCAAGGGGGUCGAAAUGUUUCGAAAGAUGAAUAUUCCGGUGCUGGGGAUGGUGCAGAAUAUGAGUGUUUUUGUUUGUCCUCAUUGUCAUACCGAGACGAGGAUCUUUGCGCAUUCGGCUGGGACAAAUGGGAUAAAGAAGGGCCAUGGUGGAGAAGAUGGUGGUCUAGGUGGUGCGGAAACAAAAGCGAAGGAUCUCGGUGUUGAUUUUCUAGGUGAUGUUCCACUUGAUCCUAAUAUUUGCGCUGAUGCAGACCGUGGUAUGCCUACUAUUGUUGCGGAGGAAGCUGCUGGCGUCAAGGUCAACUCGGGAUAUUAUGAGCGCAUUGCCGAGAAAGUGGCGCGAAAGAUUGGCCUCGAUUGGGCUUGAAAGAACCCGAACACCGUGACGCACAGCAUUGCCAGCACGAUGCAAAACAAGUCAAAAAGAAAUCAGGAUUUUUCAGGCGGUCGUGCUGACCCCUUCCCACUACAUUCUGGAACAACACAAGAACCAUUGCAGAAAUAGCCAAUACCUUGUUCUCUUCUUUACCCAUCGGGGGUAAGAAGUAUGAACAACCAACCUCCCAUGCCACAAGGCGCUGUGCUUUCCUCCACUAUCUCGACAUCCUACUUGCCUUCCAGAGGGCACUGAGAUUCGUCCGUGGGCCCACUGCAUGACACGAAGCGUCAGUCAGGCUUGCCUCUUGCUUCAGAGAACAAAAAAAGCGUGCACAAUAUAUCUGGGGUCAAACAGAUGAUUUGCCUUGGACAGAAACAGUACCUGAUGCCCUUCCCUUUUGGCCCAAGAAACAGAAACAGAGAACAGAUAUAUGAUUACUAUUAUCUAAAUUGCCAAGUAUCUAAGUAGUAUCAAGUCGUUCAACAGCAGUCUGAAACGUCGUUUCCGCCCGAUCGUACAGUUUCGGUCUCGAUGUCGAUGUCGGUCCUUUCCUUUCCUCAUACCCACUCUUCUCAUCGUCCACAACCACCGUGGAGUCAGGGUGAAUAUUAUGAUCGCGAUCAUCGUUACCCUCGUCAUCGUCAAGAUGAUCAUCAACGACGCCAACGACUCCUUCCGCUCUCACCACAGCAAUCGAGCUAGGGCUCCGCAAAUGCUCCAUGUGGCCCAUCAUCCCUUCGUCCUGCUGGUGGCUGUAGAGACGGUCAAGACUGCGUUGGCUGCGUGGGGUGUCGGAGCCCAUCAUGACAGCAUCAGCAUCAGCAUGAUCGAUAUUAGCAGCAGCAUGGUCGAUAUUGGCAUCAGCAUGUUGUUGACUCGACGAUCUUGUUUUGUCUUUCUUCUCCACAAGUUGACCACCACCGUCAUUCGAAGUUGAAUAAGUUGUGACUUGGGGAUGGUCCAACGCGACAUCAUCGAUGCCUUCAGGAAGCCUGCUAUCGCUGCCUUCACCUUCGCUUUCGGCCCGCGACACGUCUUCCACGUCCUUGGACACGCCAUGAGCGGCAAACACCGCUCGCGUGCUUGCAUCGUCUGCGGCGGCGGCAACAAGCCCGCUGCGUCCGCUGUGACCGGUCAUGUUACUUGCCGUGUCUGAGAAUGUACCAGUACCAGUACCGGCCGAGUCAUCACGGAGAUGGGCUGCAGCUUUGAACCUGGGAAGGAAGCCUGCCGAAAGUAAUGUCGAUGCCAGAUCACGGUCACGGUCGUCAGAGGCAGUUGUAGCCGUAGUAGUAGAUGGUCCUUGAUGUUGUUGAUGUUGGUCCUGAUCCUGCACUGCUGCCCUUGACGAUGACGAAAUAAGGGGCGGCUUUGCUGAUAUUGUGUCUGGUGCUGCCAUGUUUAUCACCUCGUUGGUUGUGCUCAAUGUAGGGCUUCCCAUCGCAGCACCACCGCUAUCUCUGCCCUCUGUCUGACCCGUGUCAGUCACAGAUACGGUUCGUCUUCUGCCUGGGGCGUGGUGUGGUCCGCUGCUCCCACGCCGUUUUCUGCUCUGACUCCGUGUCCGGCUAGAAAGCCUAGUCAUUGUAUCAUGCCUUUGGAGUGCGCCGAGGUGGUCCGAAUCGUGAGAGGUUGUGAUCUGUGCAUAUACCCCCGUUCCACCAUCAUGGGCCAGCGAUUGCGGUUCGCUGCUCUCGUCAACAACAUCCGCUGUCCUCUCUUUCUCUUCCGUCUUUUCCACUCUCACUGCCUCUUCCUCUCUUUUCAAUGUACUUUCAU